GCUAUGGCGGAACAGUUACAAAAUGGCUGCCCUGGCCAUAGCAAGGGACUGCUCUUUGUUGUGUUACGUGGUUUAUGGUGAAAGUGUCAUGAUAAUAAGGUAGCAUAACAUAGCCUAAAAGACAUGUCACACAAGUUAUGGUAGAGAAAUAUUAAAACCAAGAGCGAAGCUUCGCAUUGAGUGAUAUGAGAAUUCUGACCUCUCAUCGCAGCAAAAAAUGUUGACUCUAGCUGAAUCGCACGGUGAAAGACUCUGUGAGAUGAACAAUGAACAGACACUGCCCGAGGUGCCAUCAGCCUCCACAAAUGAAUCUCAAAGCGCUCACUCGGAUAUUUCGAAUUUCAUUGUUAUAACGCGACUAGGGUCGAAUGACGAUGACGCCCUUGUAAGUGAUGCGAUUACCGAAUCUGAACAUGACCCAUCAUCGCCAGCACGGAUGUUCUCUCCUACCAGUGACUCAAAGGGAUCUGAAAAAGAUACUCUUCCUGAUAACGAAGACAUGAUCAACAUAAAGGAGGAAACUAUGGAGUAUAUUGCACCAUUGGUGAAAAUAGGAACCAACGAGAUCUUCACAGAUGACACACCUGAUGAGAGGAGCGAGGAAAAGGUUGUGGAGAAUUGGAUACAACGAUUCUGUCCAUUGCCUCUCCAUUACACGGAUCGAGGAAGACCUUAUUUAAAGUGUCCUGCAUGCUCAGCCAUCUUCUUUGUAUCGAGCUCAUUUCAAAGGCAUUUCUUUUCACAUGUCUAUAAGGAUGCAGAUAAUUUUGUCUGCAUGUUCUGUGAAUACUCAAGCGACGAUUCCAACAAUUUACUUGUACAUUUGGGCUCGCAUCAAAAUCAAUGCGAGAAGUGUAAUACCAGUCUCACUCGAAUGAACAGCUUCCAAAAGCACUGGGCAGUUUCUUCAGUAAGCUUUAAAAUUAAACGGGAUCGUCGAGGCAGAUUUGUAUGUGGCCUCUGUAAGCUCGUCUUUGACCUGUUACCUCAACUCAAGAAGCAUUCGUUCAAUCAUACAUGCAACAAACGAAAAACAUACCAGUGCAACGAGUGCUCAGGAAUAUUUGAGACAAAAGAGACUCUGGAGAAUCAUAAGUGCUUGAAGUGUCCUAUUUGUGGGAAGACAUUUGACAGCAUACAACGACUGAAAGCUCAUACAACUAGCAUGAAACACUUCCUGAAAUGUCCCAUAUGUCUCUACGAAUUUGUUCUGACUGUUGAUCACGAGAAGCACUUGAUAAUGCACACAAUGACAUAUUAUCCCCAUGGAUACUAUGUACACUGUCUAGAAGCUAUCGAUAGAAAGAGCUUCCAAUGCGAGCUAUGUAGUAAAAUAUUUUAUGCUCUCUCUCGUCUCAUUUUGCACGUUCACGAAGAACAUGGUAUUGAAAAUAUACGAAGAGAUGUCCCCGAUGAAGGACCAGGUCAGACUGUACUGGCUACACCAAAAGAGGAACCACCAAGUGACGACGAAGCUAACGGUGAAUAUCGAACAGUGGAUAUGAACAAUUUACGCAAAAACGUCUUAAAGAUGGAGGCUGGCGGUUCGAUACUUUUGGUACCCAAGCAAGAACCUCAAAAGCGCAAUUUAAGUGAUGCGAAUUGCGAACCGGUCUCUCUAUGUUGGAACGGUCAAUAUAGCGUCAAAUCGGAAUUAUAAGUGUUGCUAAAAAAAAUAACUCAUCGUUACACAUUAGCCGUUAAAGACAAUAUUCAUAAUCACGAUUAAACUCCACUCUAAGUGUAUCUUUACAUGUAAGAACGUAGCGUAGAAUCUUAUUUAGAUCUUGCAAUAAAAUAUAUUCGCCUGCU
This is a messenger RNA of Cephus cinctus (wheat stem sawfly), 1812 nucleotides long. RefSeq names its product zinc finger protein 155. NCBI's taxonomy places the organism in Eukaryota, Metazoa, Arthropoda, Insecta, Hymenoptera, Cephidae. Bases 218 to 1660 code for a protein of 480 amino acids. Gene Ontology annotation, biological process: regulation of transcription by RNA polymerase II. Gene Ontology annotation, molecular function: DNA-binding transcription factor activity; RNA polymerase II cis-regulatory region sequence-specific DNA binding. The record is from RefSeq and is a predicted model, not a curated record. The transcript is spliced from 2 exons.